Chilo suppressalis (striped riceborer) is the source of this 760-nucleotide messenger RNA. Lineage: Eukaryota; Metazoa; Arthropoda; Insecta; Lepidoptera; Crambidae. The record is from the annotation of a GenBank genome assembly.
UAUGAAGCGAACGACGCAACCCGCAGCUACUGUGUUGUACAAAUAUGUGUGGUGUUUACAAAACAACGCACGCGGCACGCUCUUGAGUCGAUAGCGGUUAGUGGGCAGUGCAGCGGCAUGGGCGACUUCCGGGUCACCUCCGCCAGGACCCUGCUCAUCCUGAUGGCCAGCUUGGCCGCCGUGCACACCACGGGCUUGGGAGAAUGCCCCGUGUACCCCCAACUGCCGAACUUUGAUAUCAACAAAAUGGCGGGCACGUGGUACGAAGUGGAGCGCUCGUUCUACUUGAUGGAGCUGUCGGCCAGCUGCACCGAGAUCACCGUCAGCCUCAACGAGAGGGGAAACUUCUACAUUAGCGUUACUACUAUUAAUAGAUGGACCGGCAGUCCGUCGGUGACAUACGCGAUCGGCGUGCCGAGCCACAACGGAUCGUCGGUGUUCCGGUACAAGGUGAACAACCGCAUGCCCUACCUGAUCGGGCGCCUGCUACCAGGCGCGGGGCUCUACCACGUGCUGUUCACAGACUACGAGCAGUUCGCGCUGCUCUGGUCCUGCUCCAGCGUCAGUAUCGCGCAUUCAGAUCGUAUGUGGGUGCUGGGGCGGACGCGCGAGAUCGACGCGGCGCUGCGAGCGCAGAUCUACGAGCUCAUGCUGGAGCUGCGGCUCGACCCCGACCGACUCAUCAUCUCCAAGAACAACAAUUGCACCGACCCAGACGCCGACCCCGACCGCGUACAACCAAUAAACUAGUUAACUCAAC